CACAUAUCACGAGUUCUACCAGCCCUCCUACGUCAGUCAUUUCGUGUUUGGGCAAUCCGUAAGUGAGCUCGUCACUUCAGAAACCUCUCCUGCGUGCACAUAGCUCCCGAUCAGUCUCUUGCAUCAUGAGCACCUUCGGCCGCUUCUUCCGCGUGACGACCUUCGGCGAGUCGCACUGCAAGGGCGUGGGCUGCAUCGUGGAUGGCGUUCCCCCGUCGCUCGCUUUGACAGAGGCUGACAUCCAGCCGCAGCUCACGCGCCGUCGCCCCGGCCAGAGCAAGCUCACGACCCCGCGCGACGAGAAGGACAUGGUGACUAUCAUGAGCGGCACUGAGAAGGGCUUCACGCUUGGCACGCCGCUUGCACUCUUCGUGCCCAACGAAAACGUGCGCCCUAAGGAUUACAAGGAGAUGGAUCUUGUGCCUCGCCCGGGCCACGCAGACUACACGUACCAGAUGAAGUACGGCACGCGCGCUAGCAGCGGCGGUGGCCGUGCCAGUGCUCGCGAAACCAUUGGCCGUGUAGCAGCUGGCGCUGUGGCCGAGAAGUGGCUCAACGAGAAGUUCGGCACGUCUAUUGUGUGCUGGGUAAGCUCCAUCGGCACGGUAGACAUGCCGCGCGACCUGCUGAAUGACCCCAAGAAGGCCAUUUACACUCGCGAGGAGGUGGACACCAUUGGCUCGAUCCGUAUUCUACGUGACCCUGCCAAAUGGACCAAGGUAGAGGACGCCGCCACGCAGCUAGAGAACGACAAGGCGUAUGACGCAGAGUUCGUCAAGGCCGAGGACGACCUCACCACACCGGCCUACAUUGACACGGAGAAGAUCGUGUACAACCGCAAGGGUAACGUUGUGCCUGCCCCGGAGAACCUGGAUGCUUGGCUAACUGACGACCUGAUCCCCGUGCGCUGUCCGCACCCUCCGUCCGCUUGCGCCAUGUCGACGGUUGUUCGCACGAUGAAGGCGGACGAAGACUCGACUGGUGGCGUCGUCACGUGUGUGAUCCGCAACGCGCCCGUGGGUCUGGGUGAGCCAUGUUUCGACAAGAUGCAGGCCGUCCUUGCACACGCCAUGAUGUCCAUCCCGGCCACCAAGGGCUUCGAGAUCGGCUCCGGUUUCUCUGGUACCAGCAAGCGUGGCUCCGAGCACAAUGACCCGUUCUGCGCAGGCUCGGACGCCGAGAACCCGGAGAAGCUGGGCGUGACCAAGAAUGACGCCGGUGGUGUGCUGGGCGGCAUUACCAGCGGUGCUGACAUCUACUUCCGUGUGGCCAUCAAGCCCGUGUCGACUAUCGGCCGCGCCCAACCCACGGUCGGUUAUGACGGCAAGGACACGGUGCUGGCCGCCAAGGGCCGUCACGAUCCCUGUGUACUGCCGCGCGUCGUGCCGCUCGUGGAGUCCAUGGCUGCGCUUGCCAUCGCCGACGCGGCCAUGAUCCAGUUGGGCCGCGAUGGCAGCAGACAGGAUGAGCCGGCACAGAAGAAGCGCAAGCUCUAGGUAGGCUGCGUGCGCAUACGAUGUGUAGAAAACCACAUAGAUAACGCUGCGAGCGAAUUCGAAAAGCAGUUUUCAUUAUGUUAUGCAA
This is a messenger RNA of Phytophthora nicotianae INRA-310, 1584 nucleotides long. Its product is annotated as chorismate synthase. The transcript has a single exon. Gene Ontology annotation, molecular function: chorismate synthase activity; FMN binding. Gene Ontology annotation, cellular component: cytosol. Gene Ontology annotation, biological process: aromatic amino acid biosynthetic process; chorismate biosynthetic process. The record is from RefSeq and is a predicted model, not a curated record. NCBI's taxonomy places the organism in Eukaryota, Oomycota, Peronosporomycetes, Peronosporales, Peronosporaceae. The coding region runs from base 126 to 1496 and encodes 456 amino acids.